Molecule: messenger RNA, 594 nt
Organism: Pyrenophora tritici-repentis Pt-1C-BFP
Lineage: Eukaryota; Fungi; Ascomycota; Dothideomycetes; Pleosporales; Pleosporaceae
Source: RefSeq, a predicted model, not a curated record
AUGGCACCCCCAGGAGUUCUCCUCGUCCACCCCCGCCUCCUCACACCCACUCCCACCACCGCCUCAACCUUCCUCCACUGGACCAAACUCCAUUUCCGCGACAUGCUUCGUCUGCAAGGCGUAACAGGUGCCAUGCGGUUCCGCGCCCCAGAUACAGACACCGGGUACUCACAUGCGCUGGAAGACGACACGGGGGAGAGUGGAGAGAAGUUACCCCUGUAUUUGUAUAUGUGCGUGUUGAGUGAUUUGGGGGUUGUGAGGGAGGCGCCGUAUUAUGGGGUUAGUCGGAGGUUGGAUUUGGAUGAGGAGAAUGGGGAGGGUGAUGGGGUGAAGAAGGAGGAAAGGGAAGAAGAUAAGAAGAUGGUGUUUGAUAUCGUAGAUGCCAAGUUUGCUGUUUACGAAAAGUUGGUCGGGAGGGGGAUGAUUCCGGUAGUGGAGAAGAAGACGAAGUCUGUGCUCAUCUGUGUUUCCAUCACUCCUUCGUCGCCUUCUUCUACACACACAGAUACCGAUGCAGCUUUCGUCUCACAAUCUCUACACGACUCCCUCCUGGAUACGUGGGGAGUGGAUGGUGACGGUGUUGGUGGUGGAUGA